AUGAUCCGCGAACAGUUUGUUGCCGCCACCGCCUUUCCCGCCCCCGACUCCCCUCCGGGCAUGACAACCUCGAAGAGUUCCAAGUCGUCUUCCUUCCAGUCCCUCAACAGCGACGACGGCAGCGUAUUGGCCGACGUCAGUCACUUUGAGGACAUUGGUCUCGACGAUGACCAUGCCACCCUCAAGAGCCCUUCCUACGUCCCCUUCCAGCCCGCCCUCUCCCCUUCCUCGACGGCUCCCUACACCAGGAACCUCGCCGCCGCCAAACGUGCCCCUAAACCGCGCCGCUCGUUCCCCAACCUGCACAAUCAUCUCCACGCUUCGAAUCCCAGGAGUACCAAUCUUGCCGUCAUCACCGACCCAGGACAGUUGGCCCUGCCACGCGGUUCCUCAACCUCGUCCCUCACCGUCUCGUCGAGGCGCAACAGAAGCAUCAGCCCCGUGCUGUCCUUGAAUACCAGAGACCCCAGCUACCCUGCUCGACCUCGCCGCGGCAGUUGGCAGUCCAGUCGCGACCGCAGAACCCUUGCGGAGCUCGAGCACGAGUGCGACGAAGACGACGGCGACGACAUCCCCGACGAUAUUGUCCUCGACAACGUCCCCAUCUCGCCCCGUCCUGCCCACGAGCGCCCUCCCAGUCGCUCCCCGACUCUCUCCCCGUCCCCAGAUCGUCUUCAAAAAGAGCGUGUGCGGAGCGUCGGAAAUGGCACCCCGGCCGUCGCACAGGACCAGGGGUGCUUGCGUUCUCCCUCUUGGAGAUCGGACGCAUCCGACAGGUCUUCCAUGAGUGCCUUCAAGACAAGAACCCACAGCUGGAACGCGGCCCUUGCCGACCUCAGCGCAGAAGCCAAGGCUUUGACCGAGAAACUGGAGGAGCAUGCUGAUGACCUGGACGAGCACCAGACAACCACUCCGCACAUGUACGACAAAAGGGAGAGAGUCAAGUCUUCGACGCCCGAACUGCCUCCCCUCCGCCGCACCAACAUCAUGGUCGACCCUCUGCCCAUUUCCAAGGAAAAGGAGGCUGUGCUAAGUCGCACUCGACCUUCGUGGCUGCCCCCCAAGGACCCUAGCGAAGAGAGGCGUCAUUUGCGAGAGUACCAGAAAAUGAUGGCGGCCAGCGCCAAGGCUGACGAGCGGCGCGAGGCUGCCCGCAGAGUCAAGACCGAGUCGAGGGAUAACAAUGCCGGCAGCCUGAUGCACAUUUGGGAAAACGAUAUUGUCCCUCGGUGGAACGACGCCAUUCGCGAGAGGAGAACCAGGGAGAUGUGGUGGAGAGGCGUUGCUCCGCGCAGCCGGGGUAUUAUAUGGACGCGGGCCAUUGGAAACGAACUAGGCAUCUCCGACGUGACCUUCGACACGGCAUUGUCGCGAGCCCGCGAUCUCGAGGCCCGGGUCAAGGUGGACCAGGGCAGCGCGGAGGAUGUCAAGAUGGCCAAGUGGCUGGAGCAGAUUCGCAAGGACGCCGGCGAGAGAACCUGGAGUGAGUUGCGCAUCUUCAACGUGGGCGGGCCUCUGCACCAGGCGCUGGUGGACGUGCUGAGCGCGUAUGCCAUGUACCGAAACGACAUUGGCUACGUGUCGGGCUGCAACACCAUUGCCGCGCUGCUCCUCCUUAACCUGCCAAACUCGGAAACAUCAUUCAUUGCCCUCGCCAACAUUCUCAACCGGCCGUUACCCUUAUCCUUUUACACGUCCGACCAAGGUGCUCAGGCAUCCGCGUACAACCUGGUGCUGCAAACGAUUCGCCACAAGUCGAGCGCCCUCCACGAGCACCUCACAAAGACGCUGGAAGGCGUGGAGCCCGAACUGUACCUCGGCGAUGUCUUUACCGGCAUCUUCACGGGACAUCUAGCCAUCGACGAGGCGGCCAGGCUGUGGGACGUCUAUGUUUUCGAAGGCGAUGCGCUCCUCGUUCGCGCCGCUGUGGCCGUUCUCCUGUCUCACGAAAUGGCACUUCUCGGCAGCAAGACGGCAAACGAGGUAAAGUCGGCUAUGUCGAGACCCCAGUCCCGCACGUCAUCGACACGAGCCGUCGGCGAGUUCGGGGCAGAGGACCGAUUCAUGAGACUUGUCCGCGGGGCAGCCUGA
Messenger RNA from Hirsutella rhossiliensis, 2091 nucleotides. RefSeq names its product rab-GTPase-TBC domain-containing protein. The transcript is spliced from 3 exons. Gene Ontology annotation, molecular function: GTPase activator activity. Gene Ontology annotation, biological process: activation of GTPase activity. The record is from RefSeq and is a predicted model, not a curated record. NCBI's taxonomy places the organism in Eukaryota, Fungi, Ascomycota, Sordariomycetes, Hypocreales, Ophiocordycipitaceae. The coding region runs from base 1 to 2091 and encodes 696 amino acids.